AUGGAGUUCCCCUUCGACGUGGACGCGCUCUUCGCGGAGCGGAUUACGACGGUGGAUCAACACUUGCGGCCGUCGGGACGGAGGGGGGCCGGCUUCGCCACGACCCACAGGUAACCAUGGCAGCGGCACGGGCUUUGGGUGGGCCUGCCAUGCCCCCCCGCCCCCCUCGCCUAUGGGGCUCGUUUCGCCCCGCGAAAACAGCGUAGGGCGGCGGUCCGCCCCCCUCAGUUGCGCCUCAGUACCGCGGGGAGGCGCUCUCCUUGCGCGCCCGUGACGCCCUCAGGAGCCGCUCCUGGCGGCUGUUCCCACGCCCAUCUAUUGUCUCAGGCGCGGGGCAUGCUGGGUAAUUGAUAGCCCUGGCUGCUUCUCACCUCUUUCCCCUGGGAAUGAGGGUGUCAACCUUUAUGUACCGUAUGUAGGUAUACAUUUUGACACCCUGGUUCCUGACUCAGAAGUCAAUGCCGCGGGGCUUUACUCCCAGACAUGUGACCUUAGGCAUGAAUGUUCCUGCUCUUUCCCUCUUUGUUUACAUGCAAACAUCUGUGCCCAACUUUUUAUUCAAGGAAUUCCGGCUGUUCAGACGUGGUUCUCUCUCUCCCCCCUGCUCCCUCCCCCCGUCACUACCUGUUAUUUCCAUUUCUCCCCUCCCACAACAACCCCGUGAGGUAGGUUAGGCUGAAGAUAGCGACUUGCCCAAGGUCACCUAGCCGAAAAGAGAUUCGAAUCCUAGCCUCACGUUCGCAUACGUGUUUUGGGAAUAAAGUGGGGGUUAGCCCAUGUUUGUGACACUUGAAGUGGAUGGGUAGAUACAGAAAUAAUAAAUGGUUUACAGGUCCAUUGCUCCAUGGCUGCAUGUUAGCAUAGACGCCUGGUGUUUGUUUGUUUUUGUUUUGUUUUUUGGUUUUUUUGUUAAUGACCAUUAAGACAUUUAUACAAAUUGAAGAAAGUUAACAUAAACCUAAGCUUUGUUGGGUAACAUUCAACAUGUCAAUAUUCAACACUGUCGUAGCCUGAGCUCACCUUGUAAGGGUGUUUUGAAGAUUGUCGCAUAUAAGAUGCUACAACUGUUUUGAAGAUGAUAGUAUAGAAUAUUAUAAUUUAAAAUGGCUAAUAGGUUUAAAUGGUAUCGGCCUACUUCAGAGCAUGAUUUAUAGUUCUCUGUUUGACCAUGAACAGUCUUAAAGUGAAGUAGCUAACAGUUUUACCUGCACAGCCUGGGAUAGGAUAUUUAAAAUUAGCUAGAGCUGCCAUCCUGAGAAUGGUGGCUAAUCUACUUCAAUCUAUUGUCUUAGAACAAUGAUCCCUGUUGCUGUAUGUGCUUUGCAGGGGGUUUAUUUUUGCUCUAUAAGUCUGCACAGAAAAGAUGUAACAGUUUCCUGUGGCAGAUACUGUCCCUGCAUUCCUGUUGUCUUACAGCAGUGCCUCUCAGGCAUUAUAUCUGUAGGGAAUCCUUUAUGCAUCGACAUGUUUGCUCAGGAGCUUCUGUGUGCUAUCUUUGUACAGUAGGCUAGCUUCUUCUACACACUGACACACCCCUCCCCAUCCUCCAUCCAGGCACCCAAUAGACAUUAUCAGUGUUCAAUGAAGCAUUCUAGCCUGUCAAAAACACAUGAAGAUGUGAAGUGGGGCUGAUGAGGGCUGUGACCUGGUGAGAGUCCUGAGGGCCAGGGUACCCUACCCUGAUGUAGGGUUCUUGUUAGGUGUUUGAGGUUCCACAGUUGCCCCUUCAUAAUGGAGGUGGUGAUCUAGUAUGUAUUUUGAGCUAUCUUACAGGGGGAGCAUUGCAAAGGCCAAUAAGUAACGGUGAUCAAGUUGCCUUUCAUGGAAGCUUAUCUGCUGUUACUUGGAUGAACCCCUUAAGAAGUUUCCAAGGAAGCCUAGAAUUUCUCAGAACAGAGUCUGAAAACCGUGGUCUUGAAGCGUUAAAAAUAAAUUAUUCAAUAUGGGCAAUGACGGUUUACAUUAGCAUCAUUCCUUCCAUCCAUCCACCCACCCACAGUGUAUAGCAGUGAGAUGCCCCAUUGCUUUAGGAUUACCUGGUUGCAUGGAUGGGGUACCUUUUGUUGACUAAUCUCUUGUCCUUUUGCUUUUGUCAGCAACAACAGGAGAGGGCUGUUAGCUUCAUAUGCUGCUUGUGGUAUUCCCAGAAACACGAAUUGGCUACUGAGGGAAAAAGGAUGCUUUACUAGAUGGACCUCUGGUCUGAUCCAGCAGCAGUCUUCUUCUGCUUAGCGUCCUGGAUGGAUCUUUAUUAGGCAGCCUUAAACCAUUUCCAAAAUUUAUCUCUGUUCUGAGUUGCUAUUUUUCCUAAUGUGCUUGGUCAAUUCCAGCAACCUCCUAUUAUGUCUUUCUGUCCCGGGGUAUGACAUUGCAGAAGCUGCCCGAUACUAUGCUGCCUCCAACAUGUCAAACAUUCCUCUCCUCCUUCAAGGAUUUGGACCAUUUCCUGUUCUAGGUUUCUAUUCUGAUUAGAUUAUUCAGGCUCUCAACCUAGUUGCUUCUCUUUCUCUCUCUUUUUCUUCAUGGCCAGGGUGGAUCACCAGCAGCAGCUCAUGAGGAUCAUAGAUGAGAUGGGCAGGGCCUCUGCCAAGGUGGGUCAGGGUUUUCAUCUGGAGGGUUUAAAGGGCCACAGAAUAGAUUAUAGUUUCUGGGUAAACAGGAGGAUGUGUGUGAAGCCAGGUUGCCUAUCUCUUGUAAGCCUCAGCCAAUUCACUUAAAACUGUAACUAAAACAAAUAUAACUGUGGAGCAGAAGUGGGUGGGUGGGAGAAACCGUUCCAUUGAAAAUGACUCAUCUACUAAAUGCCUGGACAAAAGCACAGGUGAAGCAGCUGUGUUUGGCUUUGUAGGUCUUAAGUUGCUCUGGCCUGGGAGAUGCACUGUCGCACAGUGUAGUUCGGCUAACGGGUGCAAGAAAGGAGAGAGGGGAUCUUUCUCUCCCCAAGGGAUAUAAGCUCUAGUUCAGAUAUCAGUUUGUUCAGUUGCCCUUCCAAGUCUUUUUUUUUAAAGUCUUCUUGAGUUAGUGAAACUUGAAACUUUUUGGUUUCAGGCCCAGAAUCUGCCAACUCCAAUCACCAGCGCCUCACGAAUGCAAACCAACCGCCAUGUUCUCUACAUUCUGAAGGACAGUGAAGCAAAAACGUGAGUGUGGCUGCGACUGAGGGCCUGGAGUCUUAAGGGUCCAGUCCUUUGCAUGCCUACUCAGUAGUAAAUCCCACUGAGUUCAGUGGGACAGGUAAGUGUGCAUAGGAUUGCAGCCCAAGCCAUUUCUGUGGGAACAUCUUGGGAUGCAGCAAGAAAAGACUUUCUUGUUCUGAACCAUACACAGGAACUCUACACAAUCUGCUUAGCCAUAGCAACCAUAGAAAUAUAUUUCAGGGAUUUGCAGAAUCCUUGAAAUAUCAGAGUUCCCCCUCCUUUUUUAUUGCGUGGGUGGGGAGAUCUUGCCCUGUUUCCUUCAGCACAGUUGCUUGUCCCUCACAGUUGCUAGUUCCAUGUAUUCCUGUGUCUGUGUGCUUCUUUCACUCUGUCUGUGACAUUCUUGACCAAAAAUCCUUUGCUCUUGGAAUAGCAUACAUUUUCCUGAUUUGCAUAAAUUAUUAUGAAUCUGAAAAGCAAAAAAAAAAAGGUCUCUAUUUAAUAAUGCUAUACACUUUCCUCUUGCUACUGCUAAUCAUCUAGCCUCUAGUUCAAGGAUGAGGACACUUUGGCCCUCUAGAUUUUUGUUGGCCUCUAACUUCCGUCAGCCUCAGUAAUUAUGGCCAGUGGUCAGGGCUGAUGGGAGCAGUAGUCAAAAACAUCUGGCAAGCACCAGGUUAGGGAAGACUGAUAGUCUACCUUGGGCCCCUUAUCUCAAUUUUAUACAGCAGGUUUUAUCACUUGCCCUAAAAGUGUAAAUAAGCAGGUGUUUUGCAAACAAUAUUUUGGCUCUAAGUAACUGUAGAUCCCGUCAGGAAUAAAUACAUUACAGUAAUAAAUGAUAGCCCUCCUCUGCCUCAGUGGCCCAUUGUUCAUACAUCUCUAACUAAUGGUUUGUAUCUUUUCUUCAUUGCUACCAGGGCCGGGAAAGGAGUCAUAAUUGGCUUCCUCAAGGUGGGAUACAAGAAACUCUUUGUACUGGUAAGUUGCAAUGGCAAGUUGCCUUUAUGUGCAGAGCAGUUGUCCCUGGUGCAAAAGGGUCAUUGGUACCAAACAGGACUAAGACUAUCCUCUUCCUUAAAGAAUCAUGGUCGAUGGUAUUAAAGGCCACUGAGAGAUCUAGCAGAACUAGGUGGGGACAACUGCCUCCCUUCUUUAUAAUAUCCAUGAAGUUAGCUGACAUUUGUAUGUGUUGGAGGUAGAAGGAAGGAAGAUCUUUAAAAUGAAAGUGCUAGCAAUAUAUCGUGUUGCAUGCUAGGUCAAAACAUGGGGCCUGAAUUUCAGAAAUGUAAGUGUAAGCUAGCAUGUAUUGGUAUAAGUGGCUCAGAUAUUUUAGCUCUGUUACUUAUGGUGCGAGUAUGAAGUGUCUGUUUUUAUUCUGUGUACUCUGCUCUGUUUUUAUAUAUAGAUACAUGUCUUGCAAGUCUUCCUUCUUUUUUUCAGGACCGCCACGGAGCUCACAACGAAGUGGAACCACUGUGUGUAUUGGACUUUUACAUUCACGAGUCCCUCCAGAGGCAUGGCUAUGGCAAGGAGCUCUUCCAUUACAUGCUACAGGUGUGCCUCUGCAUAUUCUCUCUCUUUCUCUGUUUCUGUCUCUGUCUCUGUCUCUCCCCCACCCCUGUAAUAUCCUGGCUGGGUCACAUAUCCCUGUAUUCAGUGUGCCCACUUCCUACAUUUAAAGGCUCAAUCCCCUUCACAGUGAAUCAAUCUGUGUGGAGAUUUCAUUCCUGACCACAGAUAAGGUGAUCAGUUAGACAACAGACAUGAAAUACACUUUCUCCGCAGAGUCCUCUCCAGGGGAUAUUUUAUCUGUCUGAGAACACAUACCAUCCAAUGUGCAAUGCUUAUUUGUGGCCGUUGUGGUUUCUAUGGCCCUGGAGCUAUUCUCAGUUCAUUUUAAUUUUAGCUGUAUGGAACCAGUGCAGAUGGUUAUCCCAAUAGGCAUUAAUUAAUUCACGUAGCCAGGCUGACCUGGAUGGGGUUGGAAUAAACUCUUGGGAUCCACUGUUUAACAUUCUUGCCCUGUGGGUUGCUUCACAGCCUUAGCAAGCUGGUUGCACCUCUCUUCUGUAAAUAACAGGAGCUGCUGUUGGGAGUGUUGCUUUGGUUUUGUUGAUAUCUCUUUUCACCCGUCCUCCCUGUUACUGAACCUUUCAGGGUUCAUAGAAACUUGCUGCUGGCCCCGCGACUGAUGCUUUAGAUCCAGCUCCUAAAUUGUACCCCUUCUUUUGAGGUGGAAGCUGUAGUCCCCAACCUUUAUCUUCACUUCUCUCUGUCUCCCCUCCCUCAGCAAGAGCGAAUGGAGCCUCACAAACUGGCUGUGGAUCGCCCCUCAGAGAAGCUGCUCUGCUUUCUCCGGAAACACUAUAAUCUUUGUGACACUAUUCCCCAGGUGAGCUGAUCUCUUUGUGAUGGGAAGCCAGAAUGGAAGAAAGCAACAGCAAUUCCUUCACCUUUUGACUUAUUUUAUUAUUUGUUUCAUAAAAUUUAUACACCACUUGGUGGUGGUGGUUGGUUUUUUUAAUAAAAAAUCACCCUGAAGGCAGUUUGAUAGCUAAUGCAAUAAUACUUUGUUCACUUGAGUUCGUGUCCAUCAUCUCUGAAAGUAUUCAUUUUUAAGCUUGCACAGACUGUGGGGCAAGAAGUGAAUGGCUCCAGAGAAGUUGGGAAUAGCUGUGUGUUGUGCAGGAAGCAAAGAAUAAAAUGGAUUUUGAAUGCUCCUGGCACAUCCUCUCAGAGCCACUUGGAUCUCCCAAACGAUCUUCCGUCUAGGCAGCUUACAGCCCCAUAGCAGCAAAAGUGUAUCUUGCGUCUUGACUGUUCUCUGGGUCGCCCAGAGGUGGUUCUGAGAUGCCACACUUUAGUGGAACUGCACACUGGUAAAUGUGCCGUGAACCAGGCUGGGAGCUGGUCCUGGUGUCAGUAGCUUAAGCAUCACAGAGGAGGGAUGUAGGAUGCUGCACAGGUCCUUAUACCACACAGCAGACACUCUAGCCUUGUAGUGGGGAACGUACGGCACUCCAGCAUUGUUGGACUCCAACUCCCACCAACCCCAGCAAGCAUGGUUAAUGGCCAAGAGUGAUGGAUGCUGUAGUCUGACAGUGUCUGGAAGGCCAGAGGUUCCUUCUCUCUGCUCUGCCCUGUUCUCCUGAAGACUUUGUGCUCAAAAACUACUGGGAAUCUUUGAUUGAUUGUAUUUAAAGGGAAUAGUAAGUAGCCGUCAGUACGAUCUUGUUUCAUUGCCUGUUUCCAAGUAUAUUGUAAUAAGUGUUUUGCUAAUGAUUAAUUGAAUGAUAGUUUGAUGUUUUGCGUGUGCAUAUUGCAGUUUUAUAUGUUAUUUUUAUGACCUGUCACCAUGUAGUAAAAGGCUUAUAAAUUGCACAAACCAAGAUUCAAAGCAUUUGCUCUGCUACUAAGCCCCUACCCUUAAGAGUUGUAUUUCCCCCCCCCGAAGCAAAUAUGCAGACCAGCAGCAAAAAAGAGGGUGAGCGGGGAGAUAACUGUAGGGAGCCCUACAAAUGUGUUUCACAAGAAGCUUGGAACAGUGGGGUAGGUUUGGUUUGCUGGCUCAUUUUUUUAAAAUCUCAUUUUUCUUCUUUCAGGUGAACAACUUUGUGAUUUUCCAGGGCUUUUUCAGCCACCACCAUGGUGAGUCAGUGGCAUAAAUAUUGCUAUGUCCUUUUGCUUUGAUUCUGCAUGUGAUUAAGAGUGGGGGGCUGCUCAUGAGAAGGGUUAGAAGAGGCAAACGGUAUAGAAGCUUCUUCACUUUUUUAAAAAAAGAUCUCUCUCAACACAGGCUGGCUUCUGAGCAUUUUGCAUGUCAGUUACCUUUGCCACCUCCUGAUGGAUACUAAAUGUUUGCAGCUUGUGAUGUUGAGGAUUCCAAAAUCUAUGGUAGAAUUCAGUGUUUGCGUUGUGCACAAUGACCUGAUGGUUUACACAAGCACAUGACUGACCAUGGGAUUCUGUUUCCCACACUUGAGCUGAAUAAUGGAAUGACUUUAUUCUGUGCCUGUAAUGAAGUUAAAAUGGAACCCUCAAGCAAUAGAUGGUUAUUCUGGGUCCAAAUAGCCAGAAUGUCCAAGUCAUGAAAGGCUUCAGAAGUAUGGAUGCUGUUUUGGUCCAAAAUAAAAGCAAGGCCUAUCAAGUUGAGCAUCCUAUUUCCCACAGUAGUCAACCAAAUGCCCAAGGGACGCUCAGAAGCAAGACCUGAGUGCAACCCCGACUUGUGGUUCCCAGCAGCUGAUAUUUGGAAGGAUAUUGCAUUCUACUGUGAAAGUAGAGCUAUAAUCAUCAUGGCUAUUAGCCACUGAUAGCCUUCCUCCCUGAUGAAUUUGUAUAAGCCAGACAUUACUGCAUCUUGUGUAUUGAAUUCCAUACACGGUUAGUCAUCCACGGUGUGAUGAAGUUCUUUCUUUUCUCUGUCCUGGGGAUGGAUGUCCCCAGAUUCUAGUAUAAUGAGAGAGGGAUAAAAGCUCCCCAUUUUGUCUACACCAUGUACAAUGUUAUCCUUUUCCCCAAGACUGGCAGUCAGGGCCUUGCAGAGCCAGGCAGAGGCCCGGGCCAGGUAGAUAAUGUGCCCCUCCCUUUUUUUUACCCUGGGGAUAACUGAAGUCUUAUAAAUAAGUAAGUAUAUACAGUGGUACCUCGCAAGACGAAUGCCUCGCAAGACAAAAAACUCGCUAGACGAAAGGGUUUUUUGAGCUGCUUUGCAAGACGAUUUUCCCUAUGGGCUUGCUUCGCAAGACGGAAACGUCUUGCAAGUUUGUUUCCUUUUUCUUAACACCGUUAAUACAGUUGCGACUUGACUUCGAGGAGCAACUCAUAGAACGCGGUGUGGUAGCCUUUUUUGAGGUUUUUAAAGACUUUGGUGAUUUUUGAAGCUUUUCCAAAACUUUCCCGACACCGUGCUUCGCAAGACGGAAAAAAUCGCAAGACGGCAAAACUCGCGGAACGAAUUAAUUUCGUCUUGCGAGGCACCACUGUAAAUAAUUAUCACAAAAGUUAUGCUGACAAAUAAUUUUAUUUCAAGGCUUGAACCGUAUCUGCAUAUAAAGACAAAAUGGAAAAUAUAUAUACAAUACUGUAGUGCUUUUAAAAAAUAUGCUGACCGAGGCCCCCUUUGGAAUCGGAGGCCCCGGGCCAAGUGGCUCAUAUGGCCCCCACUCUGUCUGGGCCUGCUGGCAGCUCCAAAAACUGAAGUCUUUCUUUACAUUAAUAAGAAUCCUACACCAUGGAUUUAUACACGGGCGAAGGGGGGUGCAGUGGGUGCAGGUUUGCGCCGGCUGUCACCACUGAGGGGCAUGACAUAGUGUCGGGUGGCACUCACCGUGAGGCCUGCAGUGCGCCCGAGCCACGUGUCUCUUGCCCAAACGGUCUGCCUGCUGCCUUCCCCCCCAGCUGUAGGGUGGCUGAGUGGGAGGAGGCAGGCAGACUCCGGAGGCCCCGCGGUUCGCCCCGCUCCACCCCUGGGCCCGCCACCCCAGGCGCCCAAACGGCUUCCUCCGCCACCGCAGGAUUAGUGGCGUUGAUGGGGGUUUGAGAGUAAUAAUUUCAAGCUAAGCUUAAGUGUAGAACAAGUAUACCACAUCCGGUUGGCUGUGAUUCAGCAUCUGCCAAGAAUCUGAAAAUGGAAUGGCAAUUAUGCUAAUUAAACACAGAGAAAAGGAAGUGAGGGCCCUCUGUCUAAUGACAGAUUUCCAGCGUUGUUCCUGGAAUUUCCUGAAUAGAUUGCCUACACAUGCUUUUGCUCGUCGGCUAGAUCUUUGAAUACAAUUAAGGGACUGUUCCUAUUGCAUGCCUUAACUACCAUUCAUGAAAUCAUGUCCUUCUAGGUUAAUUCUUAGAUGAUCACCCACACAGUUUAGAACUGCCAUUCAUUUGGUUGCUCAGAAAAUGCUCUUAAAAUCCCUACUCCCAUUUCCGGGUUACUGUGGAAUGGUGUCAGAUGGCAAGCUCUGUUCUCCAUGAACAGCUCGCUCAUUGUGAGAGUUCUGGGGGAAGCACGUGGGCACCUUGCACCCCCGAGGAAGCCCAAAAGGGGGUUUUUUUGGUUCAAAGGGGUCCAGCAGCACGAUUCUGAUUCUUGUCCCGCUCUCCAUUCUGAAAGGAGCUGUGGGGGUGAGAUGGAGCCGAAAGCACCAAGCUCCACAACAAGAAGCCUCAAGCUCCAUGCAUCAAAGCAGUAACUUUUCCAAAACUUUAAAGCCUAGAAUUAAUUAACUACCAAGAGGAUAAUAAACUGUUUAUUUAAAUUGAAAUUAAUUCGGCAAACAUUAGGGGUGUAAAAAGGAGGUCCACCCUGGAUGUCUUCUUUUAAAUCUAUGAGGGAAAUAAUUAAAUGAUACUCUUUUUUAACCUACUAAUAAUCAACUUCUAUGAGGGCAAUUGGUCCGAUGAGAUGAACUAGAGUUUAUUGACCUCCUCUUUGUGAAUAUAAGAAUUAAAACAUACUUUGAUAAAUUGCACUGGCUUUGCUGGACUUAUUCUUCUAUUUUCAUCUUAUUUCUAUUUUUUCCCUUUUUUAUUAUAUACCUCCCAGUAUUGAACUAUUUUGAUUAUUAAGGGAUCUUCCUCACAAUUGCUUCUUGUGUUUGGAAUAAGAUUUUAUUUUAUUUAUUUUAUAUGAGAGAAAAUGUUUUUAUGUGAUUAACUGAUUUUCCCUUCCUCCUUAAAAGCUUACUCAUCUUUCUCUCUCCCUCUCCUCGCAGCUCCAGUGAGAAAGUUGCCUCAAAAGCGUCAUGAGGGGGAGAUAAAACCAUAUUCUUCAUCAGACCGAGAGUGUAAGAGAUUAAUAACUGAAGCUGCUUCUGGACUGGGAAGUGGGUUUAACCGGUUCUCUUUUUGGUGGGAGCGUUGCAAAUCAGCCUCCAGAUUGAGGGGGCAAGUUGUGAAUGACACCAGGACAAGAGAACCCAUUUCGUGUUGUUUCCCAGGGUAGGAUGGAGACCAGCUGACUUCAUGAAGCAGAGGAAUGUGCAUAUUAUGUGUUCGUGGUUCUGUGAUACUUGUUGCAGUUAGGUCACUAGGCCCCAUCUAGGAUACGGCAGCUGUUUGAUUUAGGAGAGUAGGAGAAGCGGCAAGUCAGUUUUGAAAUCCGAGACAGACUUCAGUAGAAGAGUCUACAGAUGGGUUCCUCAGCCUUGUCCCUCCAGAUGUUUUUGGCCUACAACUCCCAUCAUCCCUAGCUAGCAGGACCAGUGGUCAGGGAUGUUGGGAAUUGUAGUCUCAAAACAUCUGGAGGGCCGAGGUUGAGGAAGCCUGGUCUACAUUCCAUCCAAGCUUGGAAAUGAGUGGGCAUUUUUUUUUUUUAGAAGAAGGGUUCCCUUGUCUAGGAAGUGAGCUACAAGAUCCCUGGGCUCAGCCACCACUUUUCAGAAUGUGCCAGUUCCAAACUGGUCCCCUGACAGGCUGUCAGGGAAACAUUGCAUAAAGAAGAAGAUGCUCAAACUUUGUCCUACCUGGCCUUCCAUAAGUAAGGAUGCAGCUAUUUUUGAGCUUCCCGUAGUGCAGUGCAAGUGGGAGAAAAAGCAAGGUAAUUCUCUGGGUCUUUGGCCUUUCAGCAAGUGAGAAGUUGAAGGCGAUGGUGAUGUUGUGGCUUUUAAGGGACCCAGAGUGGCUGCCUUUUUGAAUAGCAUACCUUGGGCCUCUCUAGGAACUGGAGGACUGAACCUUUUUUUUAUAUGUCCCCACAAAUAGUCCUGAAGGAAGAAGUCGAACCACCCUGGCCCUUCAACCAGUCUCGCUCACUGACCCGCUCCAGCAGUCUGGGGAACUCCCCAGUGCGAGGCUGCCUCAAGCCUUUCCUCAACGAGCAGGAGCUGCUGAAGAACUUGCGCCUCUGCCCUCCCCACUCGACUGCCCACCAUCUGAUGAAUGGUGAGCCCGGAGACCCAGCUUCACAGAGGCGGAGAACCAGGUACAGCUGGAGAUGUGGGGUAUCUGAAAAUCUUGCAGUAGCUGGGAAAGAAUGCUCUCUCUCUCUCUCUGUGUAUGUGUGGAAUAGAAUAUUGUUUCUGUUGAGCUUGGGAAGUAGUCAGUCCUUAAGGAUCUCUGAAUCAAAACACCAGCAGGCAUUUCAUUUCCAAAUGACUUCAGAUUCUGGUUUUUUUUGUCUUGUCACACUGGAGCCUUGUUAUCAGAAAAGUCUGUUUCCUGAACUUAAUUAGUUCAAACUAUGCAUCCAGGCAUUCUAAGUCCUUGACGAGAAAAACUGAAUUCUGCUGCCCGUAAAAAAACAUUACAAAAUGAAAUGAUUUGUGUAAUUUGGCUUACUUUUACAGAUUUCAUUCUGACUUUACUUUCCUGUAUCAGUAAAAUUUUAAUGUCUGGUGUUUUUCAAUUUUUUAUAUAUAUGCUGUAAGCCACCUAGAGUGGCUGGGGAAGCCCAGCCGGAUGGGCGUGCUGUAAAUAAUUAUGAUAAUAUAAUAUAAUAUAAUAUAAUAUAAUAUAAUAUAAUAUAAUAUAAUAUAAUAUAAUAUAAUAUAAUAUAAUAUAAUAUAAUAUAUUUUUAUUUUUAUUAUUAGUAAUAAUAAUAUUAAUAAUAGACAAGUGAGAUGGGGAGACUACAGCUGUGCAAGGUACUGAAUACCCCCACUGUAAAUCAAUUAAAAAAAUGUCGUUCAGCAGUUCCUCUGGCUUCUGAGACUUCACCAGGCAUUUCCCACUUGCCUUCAAACAUAUUUUCAUACCCUAAGGGUUAGAAUCUUGCUUUGUAAAAUUAAAUCUGAUUCUGGAGAAUAUUAACUAUGUGCUCAGUACCCUAUUUUGAAACUACCAUCUGGAAUUGGGUGGUGGGUGUUGAAAUCCCUGAUAUAAAGGUGUAUGUCUUGAGACCCUGGAAAAUGCUGACUGUGUGAACAGUACAGGGAAGAAGGACGAGCGCGUUGUAGUUACUUAAACAGCUACAAUGCUCUUUCUAGCUACCUCCAGUUCCACCUGGCAGUGGUUGCUAGUGUAUUACGUAGGUACCUAGUUGCUACAUUGUGCUUACCCUUUCCUGGACAAAGGAGUUAAAAGGCCAAGUUGGGACUAGAGACUGAGUGCCAGAGGCAGCUUGGAAUCAGAGAGGGCAGUGGCAACAGCGAGCCAAGUUAUGAAGGCAAGAUGGAUGGGUGGAGUUCACGUGGUUGCAAAUGCAACAGAGCUUCAGCAGUAAAUGUGGGACUUGCACGUCUAGGGGAGGAGCAGAGACGUGCUCAUUUAGGUACAGGGUUAACCUUGAGUGAGAUGUGGGAAAGUACAGAAAGUGAUGGCAAAGCUGAGCUGCCCUAGACAUAGGAAUAGAGAGGUUUGCACUUCAGUGACCCACAGACUCCCUCUCAGGAUUUAAUCCUUCAUGUCAUUCCUUGUGGCCUUGGGUGGCUAAUUCCUCUAUGCAAUUCUGCUAGUUGGCAGAAUUGGUCUUUUAUCACAUGCAGACCACAUGAAAUGGGACUGAGCGCUUGCAGUUUGUCAGUUUGCUUUGCAUCUGACAUGCCGAAAGGAUGCUAGGUUUGAACUUGGCUCACUGAGUGCUAGAUGAGAUUAUGUUUGAUUUGUUUGUGGCUCUCGAAAGCUAUAAAGCCAUAAAGAUGUGCCAGUUUUGCAUGACUAGGCUAUAUUAAUCUUAGGUUGUGGAUGUUGCUGUGCAUGAAAUACAAUUUUUAACAGUGUAUUGUACAUUUUCCAUGCAUGCUUCUAAUGCAGUUAUUAAAAAAAAACUUUUUGUGGGUCUUCAAUUCUAAUUGUAUGCACUUUCAAUUCUAAUGCGUCGAUUCUAAUUGUAUGCGCUUUCACCUUGGUUCCUCAGAAUAAAGAGCGCCCUGGAUCAUAUUCAUUUCACACAGCAGUUAAUAGUAUCUGAUAUGCUAUAAAAGGUUUGGAGAAAUAUAGGCAGGGCCUCAGGAAGUUUCAGAAAUCAGAGGUUCUAGAAAGGUCUUGCUGUCCUACACAGCUCUUGCCAUGGCAGCAUCCUCACAUUCCUUCCCCCUCCUUAGUGCUUGCCAUCCUCAUCCUCAUCCUUGCACUUAAUCCAGCAUCAAAAGUAUAAUAUACCCACCAUUUCCAGAGUACCAUUUAUCCAUUAGCACUGUGUUUCUCGGAAGUGAGAUGUUUUCUUCGUUAUCUUAACCUGAUAGAUUUUCCCCAAAUGGUCCGUUUGGGGGUCUAACCUCUCUUUCUUUUUUCUGUUUUCAAUCCCCUCCUCUUCCCUCCCUUUCCUUUCUUCUCUUCCUCCCCCUCUCCACCACCAGCUCCCUGAAUCGUGCUGAAAACAGCCAUUGAUCGCCGGUCUCUGCUGUGUCUACCCAGCCGUUGGGCCUCCACUUGCGUCCUUGAGUUCUUUCUAGCAGUGAAAUUUGGUUUUACAUCCAAUUUCCUCAUCCCUUCCUUUUUAUAAGCUUAAUGGGUAGAACCUGUAAGGAUGUGGGUUUAUUUAUAUCGUGUGCGUGUGUGUGUGUUUUUGGUCUUCAAUUUUUUAAUGCCAAGAUUCCGGAAUGCCCUUAAGGAAAGGAACCUGGCUGCUUUUUUUAAAGAGCAGCACCGGCUGCUGGGCUUUGACGAAAUUCAAAUUAUUUAUUAAGUUGGGCUUCAGCUCCAAAGCGGUGAGAGCUUACAGCCAGGAAAGUACUGGUGUCCCAAGUAUACACUCUUUGACACUGUGGUCUGCUGCCUGUCGCCAUACAGACCUGUCAGUCGUCUGUUGUGACCUGCCAAUCAUGGAUCCAAAGAAGACAAUGCAAGUUUGCUGUAAAUUAUCACUUAGUUCUGUAAGAUUUCACUUUUGAAAAACUGUCCACGUAGAUUAAAUGAAUAGUCGUCGGACUGGUGACAAAACCUAACACAGUCAGGACUGGGUGUAUUAUUAGAAGGGAUGAAAGAACCCACUUCAGAUGGCAGAUUUUACUUUACUAUUAAAAACAAGCGAAUUAUUGAAAUGGUUAUUAUAGUCUUACCACCAUGAGGCAGGUAUGGUUUUGGAUUUACAGUGUUAGGCGCUACCUGGCCGUCCGUCUGUGAGUUUUAGAUUGGAGAGAGACAGUUGUAACCAGAGCCUCUGAAAGAGGCAUCAGCCUGGGGUGCAGACACAUCCUGCUGUUAUCUCUGGUAAACAGAGUUUGCAUUAUUAUUAUUAUUAUUAUUAUUAUUAUUAUUAUUACUUGUAGGGCUUCAAAAGCCUGUUUCCCUUUACAUGGGAUCCACUGCUUUUAGCAGAGCCCAAGUCAAGAGAAGCUGUCUGAUGGCUUCAUAUUAUUAAAAUUGGGGCCCGUGAUAUUUCUCUUGCACGUUUGGCUAGUCAGUAGGAAUCCCUUCCACUUUCAUCCUGGAUUUUGACAAAGUGCUCUGAUCCCUGAAAAACGUACGGUAUAGCGUGUUUGUUUUAGUUUUUUUUCAGUAGCGGUCAGGCUCCCUGUCGCGUUUGGUGCGUUUUGUAUCCAUGUGUUAUGAAUGGCAGAGAUUGAUAUAUGGACAGGCCGGAAGAAUGAUUUAACUUUAACAGUGAUAAAUGGGCAGGCUAUGAGCUGCUGUAAACUUUCUUGCAAGGCUGAACUAGUGGUCAGGUAUUAGGGGUCUCUAUGAAACCCCUAAAAACUCCCUUAUCUGCCCUCACACAGACCCCGCCAUGCAUAGUCCCUUACUCUGAAGGAGUGUCCUAUUUCUCCCUCGCCCUUGCCGUUAUGCACCUCAGCCACUUUCUAGAUACUUGUUACCUUGGAGGGAGUGGCUGAGACAUUAAAUCGGGCUACAGUGUGUUCUGUUUUAGGGUAUGCAUAGAUGGAACCAAUGGAGCAGCCUUGUACCGAGCCAGACCAUUGGUCCAUCUGGUCCAGCACAGUCUAAUUUGACUGGCAGAAAGGAGUUUUUCCUGCUAUCUGACACCCUUGACCCAGAGAUGCUAGGUCAGAGGUGGGGAUGUUGCUGGACUCCUAAAUCCAUUAUCCCUGACCGUUGGCCAUAUCUGCUUAUGGGUGCUGGGAGCCUGACAACAUCUGGAGGUGCCACAGCUUCCCCACCAUAAGAGCACAAGAAGACCCUGCUGGAUCAUAUCAAUGCCCCAUCUAGUCAAGCAUCCUGUUCUCACAGUGGCCAACCAGAUGGGGAAACCCACAGGCAGGACCUGAGCACUCAUGUAGUUUCCAGCAACUAGUAUUCAGAAGGAUUGUGCCUGGGGCUGGGACCACCUGUCUGCCUGCAAAGCUGGGGCUCUGCUUUUCCAAAGUAGGCCUGGGAAAGUUCCCCUGGUGCAUCCCUCUAAAGCAGAGUUGAGCCCAGCAAAGGCCACAGCUGCUCUUGGUGAAAUCCACCUAGUCCUCCUUCAGUAUCUCCUCCUCUCCCCCUGCCACCCCCCAGAUUAACUCCUAAUAAAGUUGCGACUGUAGCCAAAGGUACUUAUCGAGGUUUCAUUUAGUGUGGUUAUGGUGGAAAUGUGAGAAGAACCACAAUCGUGUUUCCACGUGACCCAGUUUCCAUAGAACACAACAUUGAUAGCAGUUUCACCCUCUCUGCCAAAUUUUAAGAGAGAGGAAGAAAGAAGAUGAUUUGCCCACCUUGUCCACCUUCCUGCAUUCUCCUGUCUUCCUCCACUUUGUAAUUUGCCAACUCUGUGUUGCCUUCAGACAUUCUUGUGUCUAUAGCAUGUUCUGCCCUGAAUUCCUUUCAGAAUGUCACCCCUGAGGCUGCUGAUGUGUUUGGGAUGUAGUGCAGAAGGACCUGGCUUCAGUGACAAAACCUACAGCGGUUGCCCCUGUCUUCACAAAGCAGGAGAGAAACUCUUACAGGGCUGUAAAAUAGGAUACCUCAGCUGGAGAAGCAGAAGCUCUGGCCUUUAUUUUCAGACUUGGGAGGUGGAGAUGGACAGGUUUAGAGGACGAGAAGCGGGAAACUAGAAGUCCCUAGAAUGAGAGUUGGGUCUUGCGUGCCUUGGAGGGGGAAAUUGGUCUCCAGCAAGAAACUGAAAGGUGUCGGGCAUGCCAGCCAGAGAAUUACUAUGCCAGAGAAGCAAGUGCACAUAUAUUGAGGAUAAAAGUGCCAAGGUAGCCUAAACUCUUGUGCCAGGGAAAACAGCAACUUGUUUUAGCAACUUGCAAACGAGGUUGCUUGGCUAUUGUAAUUUAGAUGUUUACUUAACCAGUAGGUGUAGUAAUAAUAUAAGGAGCAAGGGAACUAUAUAGAGCUUGUGUGGUGUGGUGGAUGGGGUGUUGGACUAGGAUGGGGAAGACUUGGAUUCAAAUCCGCACUCAGCCCUGAUGCUUACUGGGUGACCUUACCCCCUCUUUCCCUCUCUGUGCCUAACCUACCUCACAGGGUUGUUGUGAGGAUAAAAUGGGGGUGGGGAUACAGAAGUCAUGUGUGCUUGCCUGAGCGACUUGGGGAAAGGGCAGGAUAAAAAUGUGGCCAUGAAACUUCAGGGGCAAUGAAACUCUGCCUUUUCCCUUUGGACUCUCCUCUGGCUUCUGAGCUUUGAAAUCAUGGCAUUGCCUGAUUUCAAAUCUGUCAUCACAUGCAGGCUCACAGAUUUAAUGAAAAUUCAUGAGACUUGGGAUGCUUAACUUCAGAGCCCAAUGCUACAUUCCUUAUGUGCUCUGAAAUUGCAGAACUGUAAAGUGCUACACGCAUUCCAGCAUACACAGUUUAUUUUGUGCUCCUGUGACACCAGAUCGACAGAGAGGAGACUGCAGAGGCCAGAGACAGGGGUAGGUUGAAGCACUGCCUGCUGAGUGUGCCAAUGGUCAUCACCCUGUGUGGUCCGCCAAUUGUAUCAUGUGGCAGUGUGGGCUGCCCUUGUAUUCGGUUACACCUUGCAUAGGUUGUGCCAUCAAGUAGCAUGGGCUCAGCUAAAACAGGAGACCACUUUGCUUAAGAACGUAGGAACUGCCUUGCUGCGUUGCUCCACCUAAUCUUGCAUUUGGUUUCUAACAGCAGCCAGCUGGUUGCUCCCAGGUUUAUAAGAAGAUUAUGCAGGAGAUGGUUUUCCUACUCCUCUUUGUCCUCCGUAACUGGUACUUGGUGUCAUUCUUGGAGUUCUGUUUUAGUUUAGCAUUUCUGAUAGCUUACGAUACUCCUAUCCUCCAUGGCUGAAUCUAAUCUGUUCUCUCUCUCUUAAAAAAAACCCAGCCCUAGUGGCUAUCUAGUUCUUGGAGUAUUUGACUCGUGCUGCUUUUAAAUUUGACUCUUAACAACUUGCAUUUAGAUCAUGCCCCUGAAUGAUACUGAGCUUCACCAACGAGUGUUGCUAUAAAUGUCAGGGCUGGCCGGUGCUACCGUUAGGCAAAGGGAAGCAGCUGCCUCAGGUGGCAGAAGCUGAGAGGUGACGAGUGGCAGGGAGGUGCUGAAGAAUAGAGCUGCAUGUGCCAAAUGGUCUGCUAAUCUCUGCUGAGGAUGCUGUCCCGUCACCAGUGUUAAGUAAGAUUCAUUCGUAUGUAGAAAAAGGUGGGGGUUAUGAUGAGCUUGAGGCAGCAAAGUGUAUCCGCAGCCCUGUUUAGGGAAGCUUUUAAUGUUUGAUGUAUUACGGUAUUUUAAUAUUUUGUUGGACGCUGCCCAGAGUUGCUGGGGAAGCCCAGCCAGAUGGGCGGGGUAUAAAUAAUAAAUAAUUAUUAUUAUUAUAUUGGGCCAGCCCUGAUAAUUUUACAGUGGCUCAGGGCUUGCUUUUAGUUCCGGCAUCUCUCAGGUGGCUGCCAUUGCCAUUAUAAGAGAACAAGGGAGGUGUUCAUGGUGAGUUCUGGCACCUCUUUUUCUAGAAAAAUAGCUUUGGCUAGGUCUGUCACUGACAGCCUUUAUGGUUUUAAACAGACAUAGGCAAACUCGGUCCUCCAGAUGUUUUGGGACUACAAUUCCCAUCACCCCUGACCACUGGUCCUGUUAGCUAGGGAUCAUGGGAGUUGUAGUCCCAAAACAUCUGGAGGGCCAAGUUUGCCUAUGCCUGGUCUUUAAAAAAUGGGCCCUCUAAAGUUCAUACACAAUAGGUUGUAUCCACCUAAGUUCUACACAGAGUAAACUCAUUGAAAUUAAGGAACCUAAGUUAGUCAUGUCUGUUAACUUCAGUAGGCCAGCUCUUGAGUAGGACUAGCCCUGGAUACAUCCCAGUAUUGCUCUGUUCUCCAGAUGCUGAGGCCAAAUGGGGGAAUGGCUCUCUUCCUCAUGCCUGUUGGAAGCCAUUUUUCUCUGGGAGCAUCCAGCUGAAAGCUGUGACGGACCUUUGGUCAGAUCUAGCAUAGCAGUUUUUAUGUCUUACAGCACAUCCCCAGUUGCCAUCUUUAGACCCCACCCUUCUCAGCUCAGUAUUGCUAAAUGGGGGGAAAGUGAAGCUGAGUGAGACAGCAGCCACUUGGAGAUGACGUCUGUGGACAAGGCAGAAGUUUGCUUAGCGUCUUAAGCUUUUCUCUAGAAUGACGUUCAUGAGCCCAAGUAAUGUCCCUUUUCCCUGGACACAACGGACUUUAAAAGCUGCUCAGAUGUGGGGAACUCCCAAUGUUGCCCCCCACCCUUUUCCUCUUUAAAUUCAGAUUUGGCUGCUUGAGAAGCACUGCUCCUUGAGGCUUCUUGCCUUUCCCAACCCCUUUCUCUUCUUAUCAAAGCACCUGAGACUCUGAACUGCCUUUGGCUGUUGGUGUCUGGCAUGGAAAAUACAAAACCUUUUGUUUACAUUUCAAUAAAGUUUGGAUUUUUUUUUUCAAAGAUUCAAUGCGUGGUCUUGUCUCUUUUGUUCUGUGUCCACUGGCUUAUGGAAUAACUUGCAAAUCCUCUCCUUUCCAGGAAUUGGUGUAAUAUAGUAGGCAAAUAGAUCACUGAUGUCGAACCCUGGAAACCUUGGUUCAAACCUUUCCUUUGCCUUGUGUGGAUUGCUUGCCCUCCUUGAGUUAACCUACCUUAUACAGGGUUGGGGUAAUGAAUCCAGGUAGGGGCGGAGGGUUGAUAUAAAGUAACGUGGUCCAAGUACAAGGGAAAGUACUGUAUUUUUCACUCUAUAAGAUGCACCAGACCACAAGACGCACCUAGUUUUUGGAGGAGGAAAACAAGAAAAAAAAUAUUCUGAAUCUCAGAAGCCAGAACAGCAAGAGGGAUCGCUGCGCAGUGAAAGCAGCAAUCCCUCUUGCUGUUCUGGCUUCUGUGAUAGCUGCGCAGCCUGCAUUCGCUCCAUAAGACGCGCACACAUUUCCCUUUACUUUUUAGGAGGGAAAAAGUGAGUCUUAUAGAGCAAAAAAUACGGUACAUUGCAAUGUCGCUCACUUCUCCCCUCCAGGUACAACUUUCUGCAGUAUAAUUCCUUUUGAAGGGGGGGGACGGACUGUGCCCCACUGGAUGGAUUUCAUUCUGUGCAUCCUCUCCCUGUGGGACAUCCUUGUCCCAUUGCAUCCUUGCUUGGUGUUUCUGCCCUACCUGCUGCUUUCUGCUGCCGCCGCUUCAUCUCCACCCUCCCGCUUGUCUUCCCCCUCCCGCCCUCCAGGACAGGCACUCUAAAGGACAGCCUCAUGGCUCAGAAGUCUUCUUACAGCCGCUUCAAGAACUCUGCCCCAGCCAUGGAGCGUUCCGAUAAAAGAGCAAGUGAGUGACCGCUGGAGGCAUAGGAGACAUUUCCAGAUCUAUAGCCAGCUUUUUCUCAAGGGACUGGGUAGUGGGGCAAAUACAGCCGUACCUUGGAUUCCGAACGCCUUGGUACUUGGACGUUUUGGCUCCCGAAUGCCGCAAACCCGGAAGUGAGUGUUCCGGUUUGCGAACAUUCUUUGGAAUCCGAACGUCCGUCGCAGCUUCCAAUUGGCUGCGGGAGCUUCCGGCAGCCAAUCGGAAGCCGUGCCUUGGUUUCCGAACUUUUUGGAAGUCGAACGGACUUCUGAAAUGGAUUCCAUUCAACUUCUGAGGUACCACUGUACAGGUUAACCGUUUCAGCAGAUCUGGAGAACCUUUGCCUCCCUCUGGAUGUUACUGAACUGGAGUGCCCAUCAGCCCCAGCAAGCAUAGCCAAGGAUGAUGGGAGCUGUAGUUGAGCAGUGUCUGGAGGGCCAAAGGUUUCCCCACACUUACAUUACAGCACUUGGAUCCUAGCCCAUAAAGGACUCGCCCAGGUUGCAAUCUUUGCUGCAUUUACCUGGGAGUCGACCCCACUGAAUUCCGUAGGAGCUACUUCUGAAUAGGCACAGUUAGGAUUGCGCUGUUCAUGGUGGAUGUUUCUAUAGCACCUCUACAGUGCUUAUUUAAUGUUCUGCCUCAUUAUUAUUUGCUCUAAAGUUCUGCAAGUUUUCUCAGCCCUGUGCAGGUAUUAGCAGGUAACAGUCCCUGUCCGCAGGCUCACAAUUUAAUAGAGACAGUACAAAAGGCCUAGGGAGGGAAGAGGAAAGCAGGCAUUGAACCUGUCUGAUUCUGAGUUAGCUUCUUGGUCCACCUAGCCCUAUGCUGUCUCUGGCGGGAUCUUUUUCCAGCCCUCCAACCUGGAUUCUUUAACUGGAGAUUUCAAGGACUGACCCCGGAACUUUUCUACACCCAAAGGAUGUAUUCUGUAAACUGUACUAGGCUACCUGGACAAAUCGUCUGGCCUGUUUGUAAGGCAGAUUCCUAUGUUCCUAUUGGACAAAAAACAACAACACUGCCCUAGAUGUUUCUUUAAAAAAGAAAUACCCAAGCUGUGGUUCUCAUGAUUUUUGAAUUACGCCCUCGAUAUCAAAUUCUGGCCUUGUGCAAAAGCAGUCUCAACCAUGUGGAACAGAUUAAUUGACGAAGCUCUGAUUGGUUUCUUUCUAGCUAUUACUUGCUAAUGUUUGAGGAAUUUCUGCCUAAGGGCUAGUUUUAAUACAGUGUGUCUGCCUUCCAUUAUGAAGAAUUGGGAGGGGGAGGGGUAUUGUCAUGUCUGUACUACUGAAAUGCUGCAUUUGUCUGGUUUCUUCCUAUCUAGAUGACUUAGAGGACCUCAGUUCACCCAGAAAGCUUCAGGAGUCAGAGAGGUACUUCUUGUUACUUUCCUGCCCCAUGACUUUUCUUCCAAUAAAACAACUGAAGGCACCAAAAGCUAUUCUGGUUUGGUAUUUUACUACGUGCAGGACCAUCUAACCAAACAUGCCUAUGUAAUUCAGCCUGCAGCAGUGCUGCAAGUAUAUUACAGUGCCUCCUGCUGGCACAAUCCUACUUGGUAUUGUUUACAUAGACCAGCAGUAGUUCAGGGAUUUCUCCCAGUGGUACCUGCAGGUGCCGGGGAUUGAACCAGAGAUCUUCUGCGUGCAAAGCGGAUUCUCUACCACUGAGCUAUAGCUCUUCCCCACCCACAGGAGAGAACAAUCUCAAUCCCUGUAGGGAAAUUGUUUUCUUUCUUUCCCUCCAAACACAGUGGCCAGUCUUUCUCCCUUCUUCGCUGCUAGGAAUCUUCCAGUUGUUUGCUGUGAAUGUAAAUAAACCAAAUCCCUUUAUUUCAGUGGGUCUACUCUGAGUGUGAUUUAGUUAGAUAUUGCCCAAAUACUUUUCUGCUUCUUAAACGCAACAGUGGCUAAUGAAGGCUCUGAAUAGGAUGACAAUAUCAAAUUUGUACUUCCAGUCUAGAUGAGUUGCUUUAAAAGGAUUGUGUAAAAACUGAACAUGACCACCAUUAGCCUUUGGAUCAUGUCAUAUGAUUUAUUUAUUUUUUAAAGUUUUUAUUUAUACUUUUCAAGUUUAUACAUUUCAUUAGUUUUACAAUCAAUUUAACAUUUCAAACUUAGUUCCCCUCUUUCUUUGGUUCCUUAAAUUUAUUUUUCAAUAUUUUCCGCAUAUCCAAAUUCAUUUAAUUUUCUCCUUUAAUUAUCUACUUUAAAUAUAUACUCUUAUGAAACUGCAGGUUAUUACAAUAACCCUGACAAUGUUUUUAUCUGUUUGCAAUUUAUCUGUAAAUAUUCAACAAACCAUUUCUAUUCUUUUAUUAAAAGUUUGUUAUCUUGCUUUCUUAUUCUUCGGUAAGUUUUGCCAUUUCUGCAUAUUCCAUAAGUUUUUGUAUCCAUUCUUCCUUUGCUGGGAUUUCUUCUUCUUUUCACUUUGGGGCAAGUAGCAUUCUUGACGCUGUAGUAGCAUACAUAAAUAAAUUGCUAUACAAUUUAGGUAGUUCUGUCCCUAUAAUUCACCAAAGAAAAGCUUCUGGUUUUCCCCCCCAAAAGUUAUUUUGAACAUCCUUUCCAAUUCAUUGUGUGCCAUUUCCCAGUGAGCUUUAACCUUACUACAAGACCACCACAUAUGAUAAAAGGGAUCAUGAUGAUGAUAUUUGUUUUCUCCACUAGGCUGGACAGCACCAUCAUCAGCCCCCCGGAACCAGCCAACCUCGGGCAGAUGGGAGAGACAGCUCAUCCUUCUGCAGAAGCUACACAUCAGAGGAUGAUGGACUCCAGAACUCUUAUGACUCCAAGUCCUCCAGAAAGGAUUAAGGACCAUUACGCUUUGACAGUCACAAACAGCCAACCCUCCUGCGAAAACGGCCAUCGCGUGGCCAGACUCUCCCCGCAGCAGAACAGAGGGUGGCACAAUCUGCCCAGGAGUCCCUGGCAGAUGAAACCACUUUGGACAGUAGCGGGGAGUCCCUAUGAAGCCAAAUGGAUCCACCACAAGUAUCUGUAUUGCAAUACCAGACCCUGGUGA
This is a messenger RNA of Podarcis lilfordi (Lilford's wall lizard), 22703 nucleotides long. The record is from the annotation of a GenBank genome assembly. NCBI's taxonomy places the organism in Eukaryota, Metazoa, Chordata, Lepidosauria, Squamata, Lacertidae.